Messenger RNA from Beauveria bassiana ARSEF 2860, 2211 nucleotides. Its product is annotated as siderochrome-iron transporter MirC. Gene Ontology annotation, biological process: siderophore transmembrane transport. Bases 1 to 2211 code for a protein of 736 amino acids. The transcript has 7 exons. NCBI's taxonomy places the organism in Eukaryota, Fungi, Ascomycota, Sordariomycetes, Hypocreales, Cordycipitaceae. The record is from RefSeq and is a predicted model, not a curated record. Gene Ontology annotation, molecular function: siderophore-iron transmembrane transporter activity.
AUGGGAGCACGCCAAUUCGCUAGACUCGAGCUUUUGCAGAGCUGGAGCUUAUCAGAUGAUCUGAUAAGAUGCCAUCAGGGUCUGCUACAACAACUAUCCGCCGAGUCGGAUUUACACGGCCACGGUACCCAGGCAAGCCAGGUUGCGCCGCCAAGAGUAUUUACCAACCAGCUCAAGUCCCAUGCUGUGAAACCUGACUUGGGCGGAGGUUUGCAAAUGGCGACCUUUGGGUCACCUGCGCCGUCUCUGCCGUCGGUAGCAGGGUCAGCGUCACUCAAUGUUCCGCUCGAGGAAGCCGCCCGCCGCCGACAACUACGACGGGAGCAAAAGAAGAAGCAAAGGAAAGAGCAGGAAGCCCGUCGUGUGCAAGAGGGGGAUGUGAUUGCACCGGUGGCCCCGAGCGCCCACGCCGGCGCCGCACGCGGUCACGACGGCGACGACGACGACGACGAUGAUGAUGAUGAUGAUGAUGGCAAGAGCCUGAGUGACGAACUCUACAAAGAAGCAGCGAUGCGUGCAGAAGCGGCUGCACAGCUGGAUAUACCUCGAGGCGUCCGAAAGAUGGAGCAAGUCACCAGCACGUGGAAACCGGCCGCCAUACUCGUUGUGUGGAUAGGAAUGAUGCUGCUCGCCGUCGCCCUCAGUCUGGACAGCCUGACCGUCUCAUCGUACCAACCUUAUGCCCUCUCCGAGUUUAAAUCGCACUCUAUGCUACCCGCCAUUAGCACCAUUCAAAACAUCCUAACCGCAGCCACAAAGCCCAUCGUUGCAAAAAUCGCCGAUGCUUCGGGCCGCGCCGAGGCCCUGAGCGUCUCGCUCGUGUCGAUUGUGCUGGGCUUUGCCAUCAACGCCGCGUCGCGCAACAUGGGGACCAUGGCAGCCGGCCACGUCUUUUACUCCUUUGGCCAAGUGGGCAUCGUCUUUCUCCAGCAGGUCCUCGCGGCGGACACGACGACGCUGGAGAACAGAUCCGUCUUUGGCGCGCUGCUGUACUCGCCGCCCAUCUUGACGGCUUGGAUCGGCGGCCCGAUGGUGCAGGCGCUGGUGCCGGCCCAUUGGCGCUGGGGAUAUGCCAUGUGGGCCAUUGUCGUACCUGUCGUGUCGAUUCCGCUACUCGUUUCGAUCUGGCGCCACCAGAGCGCAAGAGAAAAGACGCCCGAGGACAGUGUGGCGGAUAGCGUCAUUGUCAAGCUGGCGCAGGCAGACCUCCCAGGUCUCUUGCUAUUCCUCACUGGUCUGGUGCUGCUUCUGCUUCCCAUGACCCUCGCGGCUCGCUACGACAACGGAUGGGCCUCGCCGCUCAUCAUCGUCAUGGUCGUCGCUGGCACCGCCUGCUUCACUGCCUUUGUCUGGUACGAAGCAUACGAGGCCCCCUACCCGAUCCUGCCCCUCUACCUGGCCAAGAGCAGAACGGUGGCGGCCGCCUGCCUGACCGAGGCCUUUUUCUUCCUGAGCUACUACCUCUGGCAGCCGUACUUUUACUCCUUCCUGGUCGUUGUCAAUGGCUUGUCGCCCAAGGCGGCCACAAACAUCAUGACGUCGCAAGCCGUCGCCGCCGCCGUGGCUGGGCUCGCGGCUGCGUUUGUGGUCAAGUUUACCGGCAACUGCAAGUGGCUGAUUGUCACGGGCACCCUCGUCAAACUUAUUGGCGGCGGGCUCAUGAUGCGAUACUCCAACAUGGACGCCACGCUUGCCCAUAUUGUCAUUGGCCAAAUCAUUGCUGGUGGCGGCUCCGGCAUGAUUAGCAUUGUUGCGCAGACUGCCGCACAAUCCGUCGCCGCACACCAAGAUGUUGCUAAUGUGACAAUGCUGUACGAAACGGCCCGAGCGAUUGGCGGCGCCAUCGGAAACGCCAUUGCGGGCUCCAUCUGGACAAGACUGCUACUCACCAAGCUGGAAGCGCAUCUCCCAAGGGUGACCGAGUCGAGCGCGAUUGGUAUACGAGAUUCGCUAACCGUCGCUGCAUCCUUUGCCAUGGGUAGCCCCGAGCGAGUCGCCAUUAACCAGAGCUACACAGAAGUGAUGCGUAUUUUGCUCAUCGCCUCCAUCGCUUUCCUGGCGCUUUCUUUCCUGGCAUCUCUGGCCAUUGUAAACGUGAAUUUGAAAGCUAUUGAUGAAGAUAGCGCCCAGCGUGGUGUCAUUGGUCGAUCCAACUUUGGAGCCUGGUGUGAGAGAAUGUAUACAGGUGAACGACGAGUGAUAAAGAGCUGA